AUGCAGGACCUCCGUGAAGGCACCUUAGAGCAAGUGCUCACAUCCAUGGUACCAGCUCUCCCGGGGGCAAACAUCCCCCAGGUCUCCACCCUGGCCUUCUACAGAGCCCAACAGUUCCUGGAGGAGCUGUUAGCUAGGUCCUGUCCACCGUCCAUCAGAGCUGACGCCGUCAAGGUGCUUUCGACAUCUGCAGGCACACCUCCUCAUAAGGACCAGGGUGACACACCGCAGGACCAAGUCAUAAAGGCCAUGGCUUCGAUGGUUCGGACCUGGCUGAACCUGGUCCAGAGUUUUGGGCAGCCCCUUCCUUUUGCCUUGUUGGAGGUAGAGCAGGCCUUGGUGCCCAUCAAGUCCCCAGCAUCACACCUGUUGGGCCAAAUCCAAAAUCUAGAGCUGGAGCAUCUUGAGCCCACAGAGGCAACUCACCAAGGUCCACACACAGAGAUCCGGAUCUCUCUAGAGCCAGAGGAAGGGCCUGCUCAGGGGCCAGAGUCUGGUCCAGCCAUUCGCUCCACCCUGGCAUGGCCUGGCCUGAGGCACUACCUGAGGCCAUUAUGGAGCCAGCUGCUGGAAGCCUUCUCUGCUGCUGUCAUGACAGUUCUAGGCGAUUAUCUUUAA
This is a messenger RNA of Pipistrellus nathusii (Nathusius's pipistrelle), 618 nucleotides long. Lineage: Eukaryota; Metazoa; Chordata; Mammalia; Chiroptera; Vespertilionidae. The record is from the annotation of a GenBank genome assembly.